AUGAAAUCAUCCGAGUCAACUGAUGAUGAGAAUGUAAAGACAAGGUUCACUAGAACCAACAAGAAAGACACAAGUAUGGAACUGAAUAAAAUUGAAGUGUCAGUAGAGACACACCCUCCACCAUCUGCCUCAUUGGAGGCAAGGCCAGUGGUUGCUGGUCUGGUGCCAGCUUCUGUUGAGAUGGAGAGUAAAGAAACUAAAAAACCCUUCAGUGUCAAGGACACUGAAGGAAAAGAUGUUGGCACUAUGAAGGCAACUCCACCCAUGAGGCCAACAAAGCCUUCCAUUAAAAUGCCUCCCCUAGUAGAAAAAAAGAAAUCUCCCAGUCUUGUCAAAAGGAACCACAAUGAAGCACACAGUCGAGGUGACAUUAUCGUAUUCUAUGGCCAUUACCCAAUAAGUACAAUAGUGUCCUCAACUGAUUUAACGAAACUCUUGUCUACUGGGGCAGCAUAUGUAUGUGGACAUCUCCACACUGGUUUUGGUACAGUUGAUCCUAUGUGGACAAGACAUCCAAAUGGAUUAAUGGAGCUGGAACUCUCAGACUGGGCACAUACCCACAGAUUCCGAAUAUUGGCAUUUGAUGAUGGUAGACUAACUUGGAUAGAUGUUACUCAUCCCACAUGGCCAGUGGUUAUGAUUUCUAGUGUGAAACGCAUAUCACUAGGUGAUAAUAAUUAUCAAUUUUUGCUCAGAUUACUGGUGUUUACAGAUGAAGAGAUUGCUGUAGUUUCCGUUCGUGUUGAUGAUAAUUUAGGCCAUUGGAUUUCAUGUGUGCAUAACUUUGGUCCCUUAUUUACUGCUACUGUUGAAAUCCACUAUGAAUCUUGGGAUCGUCCAGCAAACGAAAAAGAUUUUAUAAGAAAUCUCCAGGUUUUGGUUGGCAAUUUAUCAGGCAGCAAAACACUGUUGAGAAUUGGAUCGAAUGGCGCAGGGUUUGAGUUGCCAAAGCCAUCUUUCUUAGCUGGUAUUAUCCUGUCUCUCAGGGUGCAUGAUGUGGUAAGUAAGAACAAAAAAUCAUUAUUGAGUUCACUGUUGACAUUUUUUGUCAGCGACCAAUAUUUGUUAUAGGUUAUUCAACAUGAAAAUCUAUAAGAACAUGGAAGUAAAAGUUUAGAAAAUUAAAGUGUGUAAUUUCUUUUAUUUUUAUUCAUUGUUGUUCCUCCCAGAGCAGGAGUGUUCCAAUGUGUUAUAAUGGAUUGAAAUUUACGGAAAAUCAAGAACCUUGAAUCUGUAUAAUUGUUCAUGUAGGUGAUUAUGUAUAACCUAAUUUUUAAAAAGUAAAAUUGAUUUUGUAAACUGACUUAUUACUUAUAGUUAGCCCCUUUUUUUGCAAAAAUAAAUUGAGGAUAAUUUAUCCUUCAUAUAGUAUAAAAAGAAAGAGCAGGCCAAGCCAACUAUUUUCCUCAUUUAUCAAUUGUCUUCCCCUUUAGAGGGGUAGUGUUGUCAGUGCACCUCACGCAG
Macrobrachium nipponense is the source of this 1464-nucleotide messenger RNA. Its product is annotated as transmembrane protein 62-like. Lineage: Eukaryota; Metazoa; Arthropoda; Malacostraca; Decapoda; Palaemonidae. Bases 1 to 1071 code for a protein of 356 amino acids. The transcript has 6 exons. The record is from RefSeq and is a predicted model, not a curated record.